Molecule: messenger RNA, 981 nt
Organism: Metarhizium brunneum ARSEF 3297
Lineage: Eukaryota; Fungi; Ascomycota; Sordariomycetes; Hypocreales; Clavicipitaceae
Gene: pho2
Product: 4-nitrophenylphosphatase
Molecular function (GO): alkaline phosphatase activity; phosphoglycolate phosphatase activity
Source: RefSeq, a predicted model, not a curated record
AUGGCAUCCUCGCCCAAAUAUUUGACCGGCGAUAAAGCCUCCAUCAAUGAGUUCAUUGACAAGUUUGACACAUUUCUGUUCGACUGCGAUGGUGUCCUUUGGUCUGGCGACCAUGUCUUCGACCGUGUUCCAGAGACCAUCAUGAUGCUGAAGGCCCGAGGUUCGUCUCCCCUCACCUCUCACCCAUCCUGCGCCUUCAACUCGUACUCAUCACCAUCAGGCAAACGCACCGUCUUUGUAACCAACAACUCCACCAAGUCCCGCGAGGACUACCUCCAAAAAAUAUCCAACCUCCACAUCCCCUGCGAGAAAGAAGACGUCUUUGGCUCAUCCUACUCCGCAGCCGUCUACAUCUCACGCAUCCUCAAACUACCCCCUGGGAAAACCAAAGUCUUUGCCAUUGGUGAGGCCGGCGUGGAGAAGGAACUCGCUGCCGAAGGAAUCCCGUGCCUCGGCGGCACCGAUCCCAAUUUUCGGAGGGACAUGACGCCCAAGGACUUCCAGGCCCUGGCUGACGGCACGGCCUUGGAUCCGGAAGUGGGCGUUGUGCUGUGCGGGCUAGAUUUCCACAUUAACUACUUGAAGCUCUCUACUGCGCUGCACUACUUGAGGCGUGGAGCUAUUUUCCUCGCCACGAAUACAGAUUCGACGCUUCCUAUGCAUCAUAGUUUCUUCAUGGGCGCAGGAUCUAUUAUGAUUCCGCUACAGUAUGCUAGCGGGACCAAGCCGUUGGAGCUGGGGAAACCUAGUCAGGCCAUGAUGGAUGCUGUUGAAGGCAAGUUUCAGCUGGAUCGCUCAAAGACUUGCAUGGUUGGCGAUCGUUUGAAUACGGAUAUCAAGUUUGGUAUCGACGGUAAAUUAGGCGGGACGCUGCAUGUUCUUACGGGUGUGCAUCAGAAGGAGGACUGGGAUAGAGAGGAUGCCGUGGCUGUUCCAGCGUAUUAUGCAGACAAGCUGAGUGAUCUUGCGGUGGUGGCUUAG